Molecule: messenger RNA, 891 nt
Organism: Cokeromyces recurvatus
Lineage: Eukaryota; Fungi; Mucoromycota; Mucoromycetes; Mucorales; Mucoraceae
Exons: 1
Coding region: 1-891 (296 amino acids)
Source: RefSeq, a predicted model, not a curated record
AUGUCAACAUCAUUUGCUAAUUUAUUUCGCAAUUCACGGCUUGCAACAUAUGAUCGUACGAUUAGUCAAGUGUAUACAACUCCUUUAAAAAAUAAACAAACGGGUGAUUGGGGUUUAAAACGAAAUUUACCUGCAGUGAUCCGUACUCGUUAUGUUACUAUUGAUGCUUUAGACACCGCAGAACAUCAAACACCUUGGAAGUCGGGUAAUGAUCAAGUGUUAUUUAUUAAACGCUGGAAAGAAAAUUUCCCUGAUUCAAAGAAACCUGUUCCUCGUUUGGAUAGAGAGCAAUUUAAUAUUACAAACAUGACCCCUGCCAAUUUUAAAUGUUUCCUUCAACAAUGUGCUAAACAUGCUCCUGAAUUUCAACAAUUAUUAAAAAAGAAAGAACUUGUACCUGAACAAGUCUAUGAUUAUUUAAAUAUCACAUUUAAAGAAAAUCCCGCUGAAAGUCCUAUAGGUCCUACCUUUUCUGAAUAUACCUCAAAGACAUCUUAUUCUGUUCAAGGUCGUAUAUUAAAUUCUGAAAAGGGUGGUUAUGCUGUAGGUGUAGGGGGUGUAGUCGCUUUCUUACCAAAGCGUCAUUCUUGGAUGUUAAGUCAAAAGGGGGAUAGACGUGUUCGGACAUUUUAUGUUGAGAGUGCUUGUAUAGAUGAAGAUUCGAAACCUAGAGUGACUCUAACAACAGAGCCCCCUAUCGACGAUGCAUCUCAUUCUUUCUCAUCCUUAUUCGAUCAAAAAGGAAAUCAUAGUCAUCCUUUAUCAACGAAAGAAAUGUUUUUAACUAAAGGAAAAGUGAAGAGGAGAAUUGAUGAUGAUGAUCAAGUCAAACCCAAUCCUGAUCAUGAUAAACUAAUGGAUAGAAUGUUCAAUUUAAUGGAGGAUAAAUAA